UUCGUCUGCUAUCUUCUGAUUGUGCGCACUGCGGAGUGCGGAGGGGCGUUCGCGAGUUUUUUUCGAGUUUUUUCUUCUUUUCACCUUCUAACUUGUGUUUCCCCCCUUUUUCUACAUGUUGUUACGACCGCAAUUUUAAACUAAUUUAGGACACACGUUAACAUUAUCUUCAAAAUGGGUUUUUUGGAAAGAAAUUACCUCAGAAAGGAACAUCUCGACGGAUUCGACAAUUACAAGUACAGUGCAGUAGACAACAGCCCCCUCAGCAAAUGGGUUAUGCACCCGUUCUGGAAUGCAGUCGUCAAAAUCUGCCCAGAAUGGGUGGCCCCAAACCUAUUGACAUUUGUUGGGUUUUUGUUCACAGCUGGCAAUUGGGUAAUGCUUGGCUAUUAUGACUACUAUUACUAUGCCUCAUCAGAAGGACACUCUCACAUACCCAAUUGGGUUUGGUUAGUCUGUGCCAUUAAUCACUUUCUUGCACACACUCUAGAUGGAAUUGAUGGUAAACAAGCCAGAAAGACACAGAGCAGCACACCUUUAGGAGAACUAUUUGACCAUGGAUUGGAUUCUUGGACUUCUUUCUUUAUACCUGCAGUUUUGUAUUCUGUAUUUGGAAGAGUGGAGCAUACCAUAUCAGUUCUUAGGCUGUACUUCUGCCUAAUUAAUGUGCUCUUCACAUUCUUAUCAUCUCACUGGGAAAAGUACAAUACCGGCGUCUUAUUUCUACCUUGGGGAUAUGAUGUGUCCCAACUGUGCACGUUGAUCAUUUAUUUGGUUACAUUUUCUGCUGGUUACGAGUUUUGGAAAUUCACAUUGCCAGGUGGCAUCACCGCCGGAGCGUGUUUCGAAUUGAUGAUGUGGGGUGGGUCUCUUCUAACUAGUCUGCCAGUUACUUUCUACAACAUGUACAGAGCCCAUCGCGAUGGAACGGGCAAGAAUCGCACCUUUUGGGAAGGUAUGCGUCCGCUCGUGUGUCCCUUCAUGUUUUUCUCGAUGACCACCUUAUGGGUUUUGGCUUCGCCUACAAAUAUCUUGGAGGCCGACCCACGCUGCUAUACUUUUAUGGUUGGUAUCGUGUUUUCCAACAUUUGCUGCCAAUUGAUCGUCGCCCAGAUGAGUAACACUCGAUGCGAAAUUUUCAACUGGUUGUUGAUUCCAGUGGGUGUCGCCGUCGCUUCUGCCCUAUUGUUGCCCAGUUCGUGGCAUCUAGAACUGCCCAUUCUUUACUCGUUGACGGCCUUCACUUUCCUUGCUCACGUGCACUACGGUGUCUGCCUUGUACGCCAAAUGUGCAGACAUCUCAAUAUUUGGUGCUUCCGACUGAAGCAAAGGAAAGAUUGACUUUUAGCCGACAGUGCUUGCUAGUCUCUGCUUCUAUGUGGCCCACUCUACGCGGUAUGAGAAAACAAAUGACUUUUGAUUAAGAAGACAGAGAAACACCGGCCUGCUUUUUUAGGUUGUGCUACUAUUCGCGAAUAACAGAGAGAGAGAGAGGAGAAAUCUAUGUGUUUUACUGGGUUCUAAUUGAUUUUGUUUAUCAUCGGUGCAAUUAGUUGACAAGAAGAAGGUAGGAGGGUUUAUGUUUCUCCUUGUCUUCCGUUAAAUAUCCGUUUGGGUUUGAGAUAUUGAUACAUAGAUUGCUAUGGGGUAGAUUGGGUUAUUUUUAAGCAGAUGGUUAUUCUAUCCAGCAAGUGCUGUCCCUCGGAAAUAUCAAGUAAAAUAAUAAUUUAAAAAGUGGCAUAGUUUGUGUUUGUGAGCGCCCGGUUAACAAAGCCCCCACCGUCUUUAUUUCCUUUUUUCUUGAUUAACAUAGUCAUAUGACUUGUCACCUUGUCCAACACCUCCUUUCCCAGCAUCAGCACCUACAUUUAAUUUUGUGUUGUUUAUGCCAUCCAAUGAAACUUGACUUCAUAAUUUGUGUGUCCUACCUAAUCACGAAAUCCAACUUUUUGUGUGUAAAAUUUCUAGUGCAGGAAUCCACUUUUGUUAUUAAAAAAAGACAAAACCAA
Messenger RNA from Daphnia pulex (common water flea), 2009 nucleotides. RefSeq names its product ethanolaminephosphotransferase 1-like. Lineage: Eukaryota; Metazoa; Arthropoda; Branchiopoda; Diplostraca; Daphniidae. The record is from RefSeq and is a predicted model, not a curated record. Gene Ontology annotation, cellular component: endoplasmic reticulum membrane; Golgi apparatus. Gene Ontology annotation, molecular function: ethanolaminephosphotransferase activity. Bases 175 to 1341 code for a protein of 388 amino acids. The transcript has 9 exons. Gene Ontology annotation, biological process: phosphatidylethanolamine biosynthetic process.